Molecule: messenger RNA, 1750 nt
Organism: Mastomys coucha (southern multimammate mouse)
Lineage: Eukaryota; Metazoa; Chordata; Mammalia; Rodentia; Muridae
Gene: Fancd2os
Product: FANCD2 opposite strand
Exons: 2
Coding region: 492-1028 (178 amino acids)
Source: RefSeq, a predicted model, not a curated record
AGUCAAUGAACAAAUUUUAAAGGCUAGCCUUCAAACUCUCCCUUAUGGAUUGUAUCUCUUCCAAGGGGCUGUGCCUCUCAAGUCCCGAGAUGACAGCACUGGAUAUCUGCUCUUAAAUUCAAGAUAUCUAGCACUGAAUGCCUUUCAAAAGCAGUUUGGAAUAGACAGCUGUACUCCGAGUGUAAGUUUCUCUUCCUAAGGCAGCCCAGAUAUAGGAAACAUAGCAACUUGCAAACGUACUGCAUAAACUUGAGAGAUGCUAUCAACUAGAGGAAAUCAGCGAAUUAACUUAGUCCUAAUCAUUGUCAAAGGGCAUUUUCAUGUUGAAAUGUUACAUAUGUGUGUGUGUGUGUAUUGAGCCUCACUGUGGAGGUGGCAGCCUUUUGGUGACAGUAACUACUGGACAGUCUGUCUUGAUGUUAACGAGGGGACAAAGACUUAGACUUGGCUGAAAAAAAGAACCUACCUGCUGGGGCCGAAUAGGACUGUCAAUGGCAGGCUACCAGCUCUGGUCACCAUGGACCCCACUGGAUGAGAGCUUCCAAUGGCUGCGGCACACUACACCUACCCCCUCCUCCAAACACCCUUUUAGGGCCUCGCCUUGCUUCCCCCACACCCCCUCUGACCUUGAAGUGCAGUUGUGCCUUCAAGAAGUCACACUUGUCCUAGACAGCCCACUUGUGGAACCUGGAGAGAGCCCCAAGUUACCCUGUCACACAUCAGAGCUCCGAGCCGUGAGUAACAAGAAGGGAGUGGUGAGGAGACCCAAGCCAGUCCGCCUCAGUGGAGUGGAUUCUGUUUUUGGUAGGGUCAUCACAGCCCAGCCACCCAAGUGGACUGGAACCUUCAGAGUUUCCGACAAGUCAGCCUUCUGCAAAAUAAUCAGCAGGGAGCACCAGUGGCCUACAGGACUGAAGGAGCCUCAGAUCCAAAUGACAGUGACUAUGUGCAAACAGAUGCUUCGCUCAAUUCUCUUGCUGUAUGCUACUUACAAGAAGUGCACCUUUGCCUUGCAGCACUCCAAGUGAAGGGUCCCCAUUGGACCCUGUGUGCCAGCCACACCAGCUCUCUGGUAUGUACCCAAAGCUUGCACAGACCUAUCCACAUAAAUCAAACUGACAUCAUGCCAGAUAUUUUGCCUUUGGGUCAAGCUGUGACAGUUCAGGAGAUCCCCUUCUCCCUUCUCUUCAGAACUAGGACCAUGAUACUGAGCAAGAAAGAGCAUUUCCACUCUAAAGCUGAAUGGCCAUUUAAAAGUAAACCUAACUCUGAUGUCCACAUGUGGUAAUGAUUACCUUAUCAUAUAAGUCAGCCUAGUGUGAGCACAGCUUAAAUGCCAAAGACAAUGAUGAGCUGGUGAAGAAAGGGAUGCCAAGAAAAGACAGGUAUGGAUCUCUGGGUAGCAGAGGAUGAAGGGGUCAAAAAUCUGUACAUGGGUUAAGGACUAAUUUAAAAACAGCAUUCCCUCCUCAAACCAAUGUGAACAAGAAAAAAACCCAACAGCCCAACAAAACAACUUUAAUACUGGUAUGAGUGAAAAUAUUAGCAAACAUUAAAUAAUCUUAAUGGCAUAGUGAGGAAGGGCCUGGCAGCAGCUCUGAGACUGGGCUUCCUGGCAGAAGACAGAAGAAUCCCCUAUUUUAGCUCCUGAUGUUCUAUUUCUAAUAAACUACAAUUAUUGUGUAUGAUUCUUACAAAUAGAUUCCAGGCAUAAUUGAGAAUAAUGUGGAAAUAAAUACUAUAUAUACAU